AGCUCCACCCGAGAACUUGACGCUAUCUUCCAUGCUAGGCACGCGCGCCAAUGCGCUGAUCUUAUUCGAGGCGGCAGCUGUCAGCGAUGAGAAGGUCGAAGGAAGCGCCAACUCGCGGCCGCCCGACGUCGUUGACGCCUUGGGCUUUUCCUGCUCCAUAAUGUAACUGGAGACUGAAGAAUUAGUGAUGCAUAGUUAGUUUGAGUGUAAAUUGUGCUGGUGGAUGUGAUCUUGUAACAAUUUACGACAAUUUUUGGGUCAAAUUGGUCAUUCUUUUUACUGAUAAGCGAGGAUGGAGGUGACACCUUCGAGCGGGGAUAAGUGCCCGCAUUACGGACGGCGUUGCCACGUGCUGGCUGAGUGCUGCAAGAAAUGGGUGGGCUGUCGUUUGUGCCACGACGCGCAGUUCGGCGAGGACCACGCGAUCGACCGCUUCGCCAUCAAGCAGAUGCGCUGCGACUUGUGCCAGACUGAGCAGCCUUGCGCACAAGAGUGUAUCAACUGUCACGAGAAUAUGGCCGCGUACUUCUGUUCCGUUUGCAAUUUGUUUGACGACAAGGGGCUAGAGAAACAGGUUUUCCACUGCGCACAGUGCGGCAUCUGCCGAGUUGGCGGUCGCGAAAACUAUUACCAUUGCAUCAAGUGCUGCGGGUGCUACCCACACUCACUCGAGGCCAAACACAAGUGUCUGGAAGGAUCCAUGCAUCGCGAAUGCCCCAUUUGUCUUGAUGUGACGUUCGACUCGCUGGAGAGUGUCAAUGUGCUGCCGUGUGGUCAUGUUAUGCACUCGAGCUGCUUCAAGGCAUACGUCAAGCACCAUAACAUUGUGUGUCCAACCUGUCGGACAUUGAUGUUCACGGAGGACGAAAUCAACGGUGGGGAGCAGGAAAACGACGAGGAAGGCGAAGAAGAUGGCGAAGAAAACGGCAGCGAGAGUGAUGGAGAUGACGACUCAGAUAGUUCUAGCAGUAGUGAGAGCGAGGAUGAAGACGGUGUUGUAGUCCAAGUCGUAGUAGAAGACGUGGACUCGGACAGUGACGUGGAAAUGGACGCAGCGCACGAUGCAGAACGCAACGUGUGGCCAGGUGUACACCGACCGUAAGAUAGCUAGAAAUACGACGGAAUGAUGUGAAGCAGAGACGCUACGGCGGCUUCAUGUUGGCUUAAUUUUUGUGGUUUAGAAGGCAGCCGAGCGAGAGCUCCACAACGACUACGACGACUACAGUACAUAACAUUCCGCUCUUGUUUCGACCGCGUUUCCUUCCACUUGCAAGUUAAUAGUUUCCGCUCCUUGCUCUUGAUGUUCUUAUAGCUUAUGCAUUGCGAUAGCGUCCUCGGUAGACACGCGCUGACUGGGUGUAGAGCGCUGCGGACUUGCAAUCAAGCGAACAGAAGCCUGUAUAGCGACUAGUGCCGGCCACGAAGCUACGCGUGCACAUCCCACACUGUUCCCAGUCGGCGCUGCCCUCGCUCAUGGCUUUCCGUCGCCCUUCAAGCUCUUCACGUGUCACGACAGUGGUGGCGAAUGAGCUACAGAGCUCCGAGCGGUUCGUGGAGCGUUUGCUGGCACCCGCGAGCGCCACGGGCUGCAGCUGUUCGGCCUCUUCCUGUUUCUUGUCGCGUGAGCUGAGCUUGCGCAGGAGUUUGCGGGUUGAGUCGCGCAGUCCCAUUGAAGGCGUCGACUUGAGGCUGGUGGGUCAAAUUCGGAAGUGCUACUUGCACUUGAACUGGACUUGCAGUCGGUGGGGAAAAGUCGGGGCGGCCUUCUUGAUGGCCGGACACGAAGGAAGAUGCGGCCGAGGCUUUCCAGCUGGACGAUGGCUCGCAGUCUGUUGGGAUCAGUCAAGGAUUGAUGCACGGCGUCUAUUGGGCCGAGAGCUUUCGAUAUUGGAAGC
This is a messenger RNA of Phytophthora nicotianae INRA-310, 1895 nucleotides long. RefSeq lists its product as hypothetical. Gene Ontology annotation, cellular component: nucleus. Bases 293 to 1102 code for a protein of 269 amino acids. Gene Ontology annotation, molecular function: zinc ion binding; ubiquitin protein ligase activity. NCBI's taxonomy places the organism in Eukaryota, Oomycota, Peronosporomycetes, Peronosporales, Peronosporaceae. The record is from RefSeq and is a predicted model, not a curated record. Gene Ontology annotation, biological process: protein ubiquitination; ubiquitin-dependent protein catabolic process. The transcript has 5 exons.